Chrysoperla carnea is the source of this 2436-nucleotide messenger RNA. RefSeq names its product hyccin (gene Hyccin). The coding region runs from base 119 to 1801 and encodes 560 amino acids. The record is from RefSeq and is a predicted model, not a curated record. Gene Ontology annotation, biological process: phosphatidylinositol phosphate biosynthetic process; protein localization to plasma membrane. The transcript is spliced from 7 exons. Gene Ontology annotation, cellular component: plasma membrane. Lineage: Eukaryota; Metazoa; Arthropoda; Insecta; Neuroptera; Chrysopidae.
CUACUGUCAGAAAAAAGGAGCACAUAUAUAAAUAUUAUGGUUAACUAAAAAAUUUGUAAAUUAAUUAAUAGAUUUAAUAAAAUAUCAGCGAAUAUCAGGUCCCAUAAUCAUCGUGAUCAUGACUGAAGAAGUGCUACAAGAAUGGUUAAGUGAAUAUCAAUCAUUGGAUCCCACACAAUUAAGGUCCUUUGCGGCCGAACAAGAACAUAAUACGGACGUUAUGCUAGGUAUAUUUACAUUAUUCGAAGAACGGAAUAAAUAUCCUCAACUGGUGGAUCCAAUUUGCAGUCAAUUAUUUGAUUUUUAUCGUACACGAGAAGUAGAAUUACAACGGUUUACUUUACAAUUCAUUCCAGUAUUGAUACGUUUAUAUUUAGGAUGCGUUGCACACGGAGAUAAGCGCUCAUGUCGAUCGAUUGAAACAUUAUUAAUUGGUAUCUAUAAUUUAGAAAUUGUUGAUGAAAAUGGUCAACCAAAAGUGAUUUCAUUUCGUCUACCGAGUAUUGCGCAAUCGUCAAUUUAUCACGAGCCAAUAAGUUUAGGACCAUCAUUUUUAACUACGAAUGUGCUAAGACGUUUAGAAGAAUGCAAUAGUAAACUAGUGAGUUGGGGUCCAUUACAACAGGUGGAAGCAUUAAAUGCACAAAAUCGAUUAAACGUUAUGACAGCAUUAAUGUUCCUAUUUAAUCGGCAUUUAAGUCGAAUUAAUCAUAAAAUUACAUUAGAAUAUUUGUGUAAAUCUAUUUUAAAGUUAGUGACCCAAGGAUUUUAUCGCCCGGGUCAUGCGCAACGGUCCUCAUAUGGUAGUAAUGAUUCCACAUCUUCAAAUAAUAUUCGAUCAGGAAGCCAACCUCCACGUGUUCCAUUAUCAUCACAAUUUUUAUUAGAGUUAUUACAUGCGUUAUAUUAUGCAGCAUUUAAUGGGCAAGAGUAUUUAGCAAAUCAAUCGAUUGAAUCCAUACAUCAACGCGCAUGCUACGAAUCGUUUGUAGAUGUACAAUUAUUAGCAAAUGCUAUUAAACAUUCGCUUCGAUUAAGUGUGACAAGUGAACGUCCAAUGGGGAUAAGUAUGGCAAUUGGCACAACAACAAAUACACCAACAGUGUCCAAGUCAAUGAUCACAAAUGCAUCGUUUCGGAUUAAAAAAUUACCAGAGGAUAUACCGAUUCAAAACAAAGAUGAAGCGAACGCCGAUGGUAAGAAUUUAGUAUCAAUAACGGAAGAACACGAAGAUGAUGUGGUUACAGCGAAUGCACCCGAAAAAAUCAAAACAUCAAAGCAAAUUAAGGAUGCUGUACCAAAAAGUUUACCAAAAUUACCAACAUUUUCAGGUCUUGGUAAAAAACUAAACAAAGAUAAAGAACAAAAACAAAAUGAUAAAACUAAUGUAACAUCGUCUUCGACGGUAGCACUAUCGCCAGGGGAUUCUGGUGAUAAUAAUCCAACAAAAAAGGUUAUUACACAAAAGGAUGGUGUUACAAAGGGCAAUCGAAAUUCAAUUACAUUAACCGAUGGUGUUCUGAAUGAUAUUACAUCGAAAAAGUCAACAAGUUCGUUAAAUAAUAACUCUAACGGAUCAAUAAUUGUUUUGGACAGUAAAAAUAUUGAAAUCACCACGGAAAAGGUAAGUUUAGUAUCAGAUUCUUUACAAGAAGACACAUCACAAUCUGUAAGUCAUGAUGACGAUUCAGCGUCAAUAAUUUUGGAUGAACAUCAUAAUGUCGAAAGUUCAGCCAUGAUUCCAUUGAUGACACUUCAAGAGAAUGAUUUGAAACCUUCCAUGCAAGUUAGUUCAGUUUAAAAACCAGAUUAGGCUAUGCACAUUUAGAGGGGAGCGGUUAUUUUAUUGAAUAUAUGGGGAUUUCAAUGUAAAAUUAUGGUGUUUUAAAAGAUACAAAGAUUAAGGAGAAUGUAAAAAGAUGAAGUAAUUGUUUUAAUUUUUUUUAAAGAAUUGACGAUAUUGUUCGAAUUUAGUAUAAGUUGUACUAUGGGGCUGCCAUUUCGAAAAAUUUUGCUUAAAAAUAAAAAAGCAGCUGUAAAAUUUACUUCGCAUAAGACACAAAAGCAAUGUACACCCAAGUUCAUUUUCCAAUUCUCUUUGUAUCUAUUCUCCAAUUCUCUGCAUUUCUGAGUUAAUGAUUAGAAAUUUUCUCAAGGUCAAUUUGGAUACUAAUGAAAAAUUUGGUAAUUUUUUUUAUUUUUUAAUUAAGAUAAGUAUUUAUUUUGUUAACGCCAUUUUUAUGUAUUUGGAAUACACAUUUAUAAUAUUUUAAUCUUGUUAAAAAAGAGUUACAUAUCCCAACUAAAAUAUUUAAUUGUUUAAUUACCUUGUUUAAUUGAGAAUUAAUUCUGGGACCUAUAAUUAUUAAAAUUGGUAAGUUAUAUAAAAAACCUGAAUAUGUCUCGAAAUGUAAUUAAGGAUUUCGUUAAAGGGUU